Molecule: messenger RNA, 1237 nt
Organism: Cuscuta europaea
Lineage: Eukaryota; Viridiplantae; Streptophyta; Magnoliopsida; Solanales; Convolvulaceae
Source: the annotation of a GenBank genome assembly
GUAUGAAAACGCAAUAGGCAAUUUCAUCAGUAAACUUGAUUUAAUUGACGAUCUCUGUCCCAGAUUGAACAUAUCAUCCACUGAAUGCUCAAACGUAUGGACCAUCACGGAUCCGAGUCUCUCUGUGACUACGCUUUUCUACUUCUUGCACUUGCUGCGUAGCUAAUUCUGUUUCUUGUGCGCAGAUUUCAAGUUUUUCUACAUGUGAAAGUUUCUUCUAUCUGAAGAUACGCAGGUAUAUUGCCCCAAUGCCCCAUACCCAUUAGUGUAUUGAUUGAUAUGAUGGGGACUUAAGGACUUUGUUCUCUCUCACCAUUUAAAGUUUUAAUCUGUCCUUGAUCACUAUGCUAAAAUUUGAAAAACAAAGAGACUGCAGUGAGAAGUGGGAGAAAGGUUGUGGCUUUUCAGAUGGGUGAGGCUGAUACUGAUGGUGCUAGCAAGAAAGUUGUUUUUGUGACUGUUGGAACUACAUGUUUUGAUGCUCUAGUCAAUGCGGUGGAUACUCCUCAAGUUAAGAAUGAAUUGUUCAAGAAAGGCUAUACUGAUAUAAUUGUUCAAAUGGGCCGCGGAAACUAUGUUCCUGUAAAGUCUGCUAUAGAGAAUGGAUCCCCAGCUAUGGACUGUUUCACUUACUCAUCAAGCAUUGCUGAAUAUCUGAAAUCAGCUUCUCUUGUUAUUAGCCAUGCAGGUUCAGGCAGCAUAUUUGAGACAUUGCGACUCGGGAAACCAUUGAUUGUAGUUGUGAAUGAGGAUUUGAUGGACAAUCAUCAAAGCGAGCUGGCAGAAGAACUUGCAGAAAGGAAGCAUUUGUUUUGUGCUCGGCCCCACACCCUUUAUCAAACGAUUGCGGAUAUGUGCUUAGAGUCUCUUCUUCCAUAUCAACCGGGUAAUGCUAAGCCAGUCGCUGAACUCAUUAGUAGGCAUCUUGGUUUUCCUGAAGAAUGAAUAGUCUUUUAUUUUCUUUCAGAGUUAAAACAUGUAGUUGGCAUAACAGUGAAAUCCUAAGAAAAGGGAGAGACAAUUUCAAAUUUAGAGUUUGCUUCAAUAACAUCACCCACUCUUAAUUUGAGUUGCAACCACUAUUCAGAAUACACUUGGUAAUGGUGGUUUCAUCGGUUAGUUUGUGAGUUUUAAUCAUGCAUCAUCCGGAUCUUGGUUUGUAAAAUAAAUGUAUGAAUCUUUCAGAAUGUUUCCAAAGUUCUUCUAAAGAUAUUUGUAGUUCAACUCUUCUCCUUCA